AUGCUUUCCGAUGUUCAUGUGUCGAAGUUGAAAGCUGGAUUCGACAUUAAAAGCAAACGGAUUUGCUUUCACUUCUCUCCCAGCUACCUGCCUCAUCCCCUCAAUCGAAUCCUCGUCGAUUUUCAAUUCUUUGCUCAACCAAGUUCCAUUAGACAUGGAAGCAUCGCAACUUUCCUGUCUUUCUCAGGAAUUCUAGGAUAUUCUUUUUUAGAUUUCUUUCUUUAUUUCUUUCUUUCUCGCUUUUGUUGCUUUAAUCUCUUUUUUUCUCUUUCUUUCAACUUUCUUUCUUUUUUUCUUCGGACUAUGUUUCCUUCAUAUUUCCUUCCUUUUCCUUCUUUCAUUUUUUCUUACUUUCUUUCGAAUCUGCAUCUUCUUAUUUCAUUCAUUUUCUUUCUUUCUUUCUUUCUUUCUUUCUUUCUUUCUUUGAACUCUUUUUUAUACUUAUCAUCUUCAUUCUCUGUCCAUUCGUUCUUUCUUCUUUUCUUUCUCUCUUUUUUCUUUCUUUGGCACUUUCUUUCCAUAUUUUCUUCAUUCUCUAUCCACUCUUUCUUUAUUUCUUACUUUUUUCGUUCUUUCCUUCUUUCUUAUUUUGUUUCUUUCUUUUGUUAUUUGUUCGUUGACACGUUUUCUUCAUAUUUUCUUCAUUCUCUAUCCCCUCUUUCUUUCUUUCUUUCUUUCUUUCUUUCUUUCUUUCUUUCUUUAGGCUCGGUUUUAUUCAUAUCUUAUUCAUUCUCUCUCCAUUCUAUCUUUUGUUCUUGUUUUCUUUCUUUGGCACUUUUUUUCCGUAUUUCCUUAAUUCUCUAUCCACUCUUUCUUUAUUUCUUACUUUUUCGUUCUUUCUUUCUUCCUUAUUUUGCUUCUUUCUUUCUUUCUUUGUUCAUUGACACUUUUUCUUCAUAUUUUCUUUAUUCUCUAUCCACUCUUUCUUUCUUUCUUUCUUUCUUUCUUUCUUUUGGCUCUUUUUUUAUUCAUAUCUUAUUCAUUCUCUCUAUUCUAUCUUUCUUCUUUUCUUUCGUUCUUUUUUCUUUCUUUGGCAUUUUUUCUUCAUAUUUCCUUCAUUCUCUAUCCACUCUUUCUUUAUUUCUUACUUUUUCAUUCUUUCUUUCUUCCUCAUUUUGUUUCUUUCUUUUUUUAUUUGUUCGUUCACACUUUUUCUUCAUAUUUUCUUCAUUCUCUAUCCACUCUUUCUUUCUUUCUUUUUUUUGGUUCUUUUUUAUUCAUAUCUUAUUCAUUCUCUCUCCAUUCUAUCUUUCUUCUUUUCUUUCGUUCUUUUUUUUUCUUUCUUUGGCACUUUUUCUUCAUAUUUCCUUCAUUCUCUAUCCACCCUUUCUUUCUUUCUUUCUUUCUUUCUUUCUUUCUUUCUUUCUUUCUUUCUUUGGGCUCUUUUUUUCUUCAUAUUUCCUUCAUUCUCCAUCUAUUCUUUCUUUCUUUCUUUCUUUUUUCUUUCUUUCUUUCUUUCUUUCUUUCUUUCUUUCUUUCUUUCUUUGGACUCUUUUUUCUUCAUAUCCCCUUCAGUCUCUAUCCAUUCUUUCUAUUUUUAUUCAUUUCCUUUUUUCUUCUAAUCUCUCUUCUCCUUUUUUUAUCAUUUCUUACCUUCCCAUUCAUCUUCAUUUCAUCCACUUCAUUGCCAGCCAUCCACACUCGCGCCCUUUUACCUUCAUCCUACACUCAUUGCCACCAUCGUCCUUCUUUUUAACUCUUCUCUCCUUUCAAAUAAACCCAUUCAUUCUUCACUUAGUGUCACCUGCCAAUAGAAAGGGUGCUACGGUUGGCUACAGCACGUAUCUAUCUAGCUAUCUAGCUAUCUAUUGUAGUCUCUUACUGAUCUAUCUAUCUAUCUAUCUAUCUAAAUAUAUAUAUCUAUCUAUCUAUCUAUCUAUUAUAACUGCUUUCUAUCUAUCUAUCUAUCUAUCUAUCUAUCUAUCUAUCUUCUCUAUCUAUCUAUCUAUCUAUCUAUCUCUAUCUAUUAUCUAUUAUACUAUCUAUUGCGGUCUGUUCAUUAUCUAUCUAUCAUCUAUCUAUCUAUCUCAUUCAGUCCAUAUCUAUCUCAUUCAUUCCAUAUCUAUCUAUCUCUAUCUAUUCCAUCUAUCUAUUCAUUGCAGUCUUAUCUAUCUAUCUAUCUAUCAUCUAUCUCUAUCUAUCUAUCUAUCUAUCUCAUUCAGUCCAUAUCUAUCUAUCAUAUCUAUCUAUCUAUCUAUCUAUCUAUCUAUCUAUCUCAUUCAGUCCAUAUUAUCUAUCUAUCUAUCUAUCAUCUAUCUAUCUAUCUAUCUAUCUAUCUCAUUGCAGUCUCAUAUUGAUCUAUCUAUCUAUCUUUAUCUAUCUAUCUAUCUAUCUAUCAUCUAUCUAUCUAUUGUAUCUCUUACUGUCUCUCUAUCUAUCUAUCUAUCUAUCUAUCUAUCUAUCUAUGUAUAUCUAUCUAUCUAUCUAUCUAUCUAUCUAUCUAUCUAUCUAUCUGUUAUCUAUGCAGCUAUGGUGCAGCUAUCUUUUUGCCAAUAA
Molecule: messenger RNA, 2496 nt
Organism: Acanthosepion pharaonis
Lineage: Eukaryota; Metazoa; Mollusca; Cephalopoda; Sepiida; Sepiidae
Source: the annotation of a GenBank genome assembly